AGGCGGAUUUGUGACGUCAUUUUACUAAGGUAAACAGUAAUGGCGGCUCUCAGGAACUGAAUAUUCUAACAGGCACCGUCACUGGAAGUUUUACAGGUUUUCUUCAAAGUUGAUCAGGUAUUACAGAAUGGGACAACAAAACUCUAAAUACAACAGUUCGAGGGGUGACCCAGAACAAGGGGUCAUCCCGCAGAAUACGAAAAAGAUCCAAGGCAUGUCCAGAAUCUUGACGGCCAAAGCUGAACACAGGAGAGAGGUGGCUGUCCAGGGCUGGGACAAGCAUGAUGAGAAUAUGAGAAACAUGCAACUAUUAAAAGGUUUGUUUAAACAACUUGACCCAACAGUGAUGAAAUCUGUUGUGGGGGUCAGGGGGGAAAUCCAGCUUUCCUUCAAGUAUGACUUCAAGCGCCAUCUGUUGUUGGUUAAGGUUAUCAAAUGCAGAGAACUCAGAAGCAAAGAUUUGCGGUCCAAGAUGUCAGACCCAUAUAUCAAGCUAACGCUCAUGCCUGAUAACGACGGGCUGGGAGAACGGAGAACGGCAGUGAUGCGACAGUGUAAUGAUCCGGUAUUUGACGAAAUUUUUGCCUUUCCGUUGGAGGAGUACAAACUUUCUGAUCUGAAGAUGGUUGUGCAGGUGAUAGAUGCCGACAUUAUGGGACAGGAUGACUUCAUUGGAGAGGUCAUAGUGGAAAUGAACACAUUUAACUUUCGGGAGACGCCAUUUCACACAGCUUGGUAUUCUCUCCACAUGGAGACUGACCUCAACGUGUCGGGAGAAUUGGAGAUCUCUGCGGAGUUCCAGCUUCCUGCCAGCCUCUUUGUGACUUUAUUCAGGGCGCAGGGCCUCAGUGCCAGGGAUGAAGGAAAAUCAGCUGAUCCAUUUGUGAAGUUGACCGUGACUGGAACAUCUUCUAUCUUCCAAACACAAGUCAGGAGGGACACAUUAGACCCGGAGUGGAACGAGACGUUUGAGUUUGACUUGACUCAGGAGGAGCUGAGCAGCAGAUACCUGAUUCUUCAUGUAAUUGACCAGGACCGAGCCACCAGCAAUGACUCCCUGGGACAGGUUGUCAUUGAUCUUAGAACCUUUGACCCCGAGAAACGUCUACAUGAAACUCUUGCUCUGGCUGAUUUGAGGAACACAGAACUGUUGAGGACAAAAUGGGGACAGCAGGCAACAACGCAAGAGUUCAAGGAGGCUCUCAUGGCUCAUGCAGCCUCUAAACACCCUUCCUUCCUGUUUUCUGAGCAUUCUGGGAAAAAGGUGGUCAACGUCAGCUGUAGAAAAGCAGGUGCCCGUGGCAGAAUUCGCAUCAUUGAUGGGAUUCCGGUCAAAUGACGCCUGCACAGUCACCCAACCGUGUCCUUUCGCCGCUCUUCGUCUUCAGCUCUCCGUCUCGCUUGAGUCGCUCUUUCGGCUCACAUCGACUGUGAUAUAUAUGUUGUAUUUAUACAGUAAAUAUUGCAAUAUUGAUGUUUAUUUUCUAAUUACAGCCAUACGCGAUCAUUUGUUUGUAUAACAUUUACUAAGUCAUUAAGUCCGUCCUAAUGGAAGUUCUAUUGUUGUUCCACAUUGAGUGUCCUGUAUCAUCAAUGUAGUCGAAAUUUGAAACGUAUUAAAAUUUUACAGUAUGUACAUAUACGUAUUUUGUUGCUAUUUUACGAUUGUCUAAAUAAAUAAUGUUUAUUUUACAAAGUAUAAAAACUGUUACAUAGAUAUUGUUCGCAUAAAAAUUGUAUUGGAUAUAGAAUUAAUUUUUAUAUUAGUGAUAUUAUCUUUAUCAUUUUCACUUCUGUUUUCUUAGUGCAUGUAAAAAUCAUUGUAAAUUUUUAUGGUAUUUUUUUUCUCUCCAUACAGCUAUAUUUUACAUAAAAUUUUCCCUAAGAUUUUAUCAAUAUGAAAGGUCACAAUGAUUUCCCAAUUAUAUUUCCACGAAUAUCAAAAUUUAAAACUAAUUUGUUAUCUAUAUUUUAGUGCGUGUCAACGUGUGGGCGUUGGAUAAAACUAAGAAAAGUUGUUUCGUACUUUAAGAUUUGUGAAGUUUUGUUUCUCGACAUUAAUUUCUAAUGUGUUUCCUUAGAACAUUUGUUCCAGCGAUAACGAAAUUUAAUGUCUUUAUUUUCACUUUUUCCUUCAGUAGUGUGUAUCCACUGUAAAGUUUUGUAUCUAUGUACCACGUACAAGAUUGAUAGUUUUCAGAUAAAGUCCCCCACCACAAGUUUAUCCACCAGAAAUCUGCUUUAAUAUGCUAUUUUUAUGACUUUUAAGAUCUAAUUUGUUAUGUUUGUGCUAAUAUAUAGAUGAUAUCUGCUCUCUGUUCUGUCUUUGUUCGAUAGUACUGAUGAACCGCGGUAAUAACUUAACAUUAGCCCGACAAAAUCAUAAGGUUAUCUAAAUUAAAUUUUAUCACAUUUCAAAGUUUAGUAUUCUUUAACAGGAAGAAAAUUUAAUUGAAUCCUUUUUUUUUUUAAAUUCACUAAAUUUUGAAAUUGACUUGGGUGUUAAUUUCAUUUCAGUUGACAUUGAUUAUAAAAUCUAUAUAUUUUCAUCUUUCUUUAAGACUGUCUUUCAGAGAUAUUUUGUGAUUUUUAUAUGAAUUUAAAUUGAUGUACAUGUACAUUUUAUGGUUAGUGAAUACCAUUUAAGAGUACGUUUUAUUCUUAUCGUUGGCCAUCACCGUUCCUUAAGGCUUUUUUAUACCACUGCUUGACCAAUCCUUUGAUGAUGAGUGUACUUGCUCAUGAAUCAUAAUAAAAGACACAGUGUAAAAUGCUUUUACCAAGACGUCAUACACUUUAAGCCAAAAUCUUUCUCGCUACAUGAGUGUCAAUUUUAAAAUGAUUUUAUCAAUAAGAAAAUAAAGUACAUUAAAAGCAAUUUACGAUAUUUGUGAAUGGAAUUUUCUAAAAUCACUACUUUAUUUUACUCCAAGGUCAAAUAAUUAAGUGAUUUGUGACCUUUAAAAGUAUUUUUUUUUUGAAAAUCAUGAAAUCACAUUUAGAUCUAAUGUAGCGGUGUAUUAUAAUGGCAUAAAUUUGAUAUUAUAUGUUGUCAAAGAGAAAGAAAUUGGGGAAUAUUUGGAGAAGGUCCUUUUAAGUUUUUUUUAUGUUCUUUUUCAUUACGAGGGACUGUCACUUUAGGGAAACAUUUACUAUCGGAUUCCUGGGUUUUAUUUCUUCUUGAUGACAGCCACUUCAGGUCUCCAAAGUCUGGAAUUAAAGUUCGGGCGGCCUGCACUUUUUUAAUGUCUUUUCCAAAACUUCAUAUUUUGUUUCUUAUCUAUGAAAAAGCCGAUUACUAUCUUGCAAUGCGUGCUUUUUUGUGAAGUUUGUGCAUUUUGGCACUCUGGUAUAUAGAGUAUGAGCUUUUUAUCAGAUGGAGUUAAAUCUUUUGGUUAUGAUAUGAUAUCUCCAAAAUCUCGAUGAAAUCUCGCCACAUUUUAAUCAGUGCAGCGCCCACUGGGAACAGAUGCAUGUUACUAAGGGCUUCUUGUCUCUGUAUUGACACAGACAGCCAUAGCACGCGGCUACUAUUCCCUUACUCGUAUAUGUAUGCUCUAUCAGUACUUUUCUUUUUUAAAAAGACAACAUCGCAAUGUAUUGUUAUACGAAUAUAAUUUUUGUUCUUUUCUUUGUAUUGCUCGAUGUAUCAUCACAAGCAAUUCUUGAUAUGACUACUGCAGUAGAUCUGCCGACUUCAGCUGGUCUGUAGUCGCUAUAUUGUAUCAAUUAACAAUGAUAGUGUAUCAUAUAUUAAUAAAAGUGUCAUUUUUCUUGA
Molecule: messenger RNA, 3778 nt
Organism: Ostrea edulis (European flat oyster)
Lineage: Eukaryota; Metazoa; Mollusca; Bivalvia; Ostreida; Ostreidae
Product: synaptotagmin-10-like
Exons: 9
Coding region: 128-1339 (403 amino acids)
Biological process (GO): exocytosis
Cellular component (GO): plasma membrane; exocytic vesicle
Molecular function (GO): neurexin family protein binding
Source: RefSeq, a predicted model, not a curated record